This is a messenger RNA of Clonostachys rhizophaga, 1092 nucleotides long. The record is from the annotation of a GenBank genome assembly. NCBI's taxonomy places the organism in Eukaryota, Fungi, Ascomycota, Sordariomycetes, Hypocreales, Bionectriaceae.
AUGGUCUACGGCGGAAAUGGCCCUCUGAUCAACGCGGUCCUUUGGACUGAGACUGCUAUCGCCGCGAUUUUUGUCCUUGCGCGAUGUUAUACCCGCCGGUUCAUCCUACACAGUUUAGGACUGGAUGAUUAUUUUUUGAUACUUUCCCUUUUGCUCCUUGUCACGUUCUCGUCUUGUGUCGCGGUUGGCACGAGCUAUGGCGUUGGGCAACGCAGAGCCGACAUCGCCCCGGAGGAUUACAUCGAAGCAAUGAAGUGGGAAGUCAUUGCUCAAGGUCUGAGCAUCUUCAAUCUUGUCGCCAGCAAAGGGGCGGUGGCGUUUCUGUUGCUGCGAAUAGUGACGCAGACCUGGCACAAGGUCUACAUCUGGUUUUGCGUCGUGACCAACUCCAUCAUCGCCACGUGGUGCACGAUCGCCGUCUUCAUCCACUGCACUCCGGCAGACAAAAUAUGGAACCCGAAUGUUGAGGGACACUGUUGGCUGGAUUUAGCCAAAGUUGCUCUGGCUACAUCGGCUUAUGCGGUUUGUAUUGAUUUUGCCCUUGGUACUGUGCCCUGUUUCAUUAUUUGGGAAUUGAACAUGAAACGCAAAGAUAAGAUUGUAACCAUCUGCGGCCUGAGCCUGGGUGUUCUCGCUGGAAUCUGUGGUAUACUUCGAACCACGGCGAUACAGAGCCUUCGGUCGCAUGAAGAAUAUAUCUAUGACACCACAAAUAUGCUCAUCUACUCGGGCACAGAGAACUUCGUCUCAGCACUCUGCGCAUCAAUUCCAGUGAUCCGCGCACUAUGGACUAAAGUUCUAUAUGGUUACGCUGGUUCCAAUGGAUCAUACCAGAAACGGAGCCACCACUUGAGCGACUUGAAUAUGGGAGAUGCUGAGUGUGCCAUCCGGGAAAGCGCAGCAAGUCCCGGCAUCGAGACAAGAAUAUACGCGACUAGCUUCGAUGGAUCAAUAGAGAACCAGAGUGAGGAGACAAUUCUGCGAGACAAGAUCCAACGCAGCGUCAUUGGCGAGCAAGAGCUGGUGUGCACGUCGAAGAUGUCCAUCAACUUCUCCCAACAGAGGCGCAAGGACUCGGAUGUGUACAAGUGA